This is a messenger RNA of Aspergillus puulaauensis, 2001 nucleotides long. It is a transcript of the gene KNS1, whose product is annotated as putative protein kinase (Lkh1). Gene Ontology annotation, molecular function: ATP binding; protein kinase activity. The coding region runs from base 1 to 2001 and encodes 666 amino acids. The transcript is spliced from 6 exons. The record is from RefSeq and is a predicted model, not a curated record. NCBI's taxonomy places the organism in Eukaryota, Fungi, Ascomycota, Eurotiomycetes, Eurotiales, Aspergillaceae. Gene Ontology annotation, biological process: protein phosphorylation. Gene Ontology annotation, cellular component: nucleus.
AUGUCUACGCCCUCGACUGCUACUGCGACACAUCCUACGCAUCAUCAGCAGCAAUACGGAUUCCCCCAUCACCACCAACCAUACCUACCGAACCCGUCGUACCCGGCCUCGUCCACUCCUCACUUGAACCCUCCUGUUUAUCCCUACGCCGUUCCUUCAACGACAGCUACCGUACCCUACACCCAAUCUCCACAGACGGCUGCUGCGGCUUCCACGCCUACAACAGCCUCAGCCAUGCCGCAGGCACCAAAACCGGCUAGUACGGGGAUUUCUGGUCAGAACGGGAGGCGGAAAAAUCCAGACUGGGGCGAGUUCUAUAAAAAUGGAAUACCAAAGGAGGUUAUUGUCAUUGACGAUACACCUCCUCCUGACCAAUCUGCCGCCGCGUCGCAUGCUCUCCCGCCGACAUCCACCGUUCCGGCUCAGAAUGGUAAUGUCCCACAGCCUGCGGGUAAGAAACGACGCACCGGUAUCGAGACAGCAUACGAUCUGGGCUACUAUGAUCGUCCAUGUUUCUCGAUCAAUCCCCAGCAGUACGGCGAAGAUUCGUCUGCGGGCUCGCUCUCGACCGACCGCACAGCGUCGCUGCACACCACUGCUCCCACAUCUCUCUCACAGGGCAGCUCGGGUGCGAGCAAUGGUGCCUACUAUGAGGAUGCCAAUAUUGGGCAGAAGCGGAAGCGGGUGGCGACGCGAAAGUCCGUUCGAGAUCAGCAGAAGAAACUCGAGCAGGAGACGGGAACCGAUGCCUUCUUGAGCUACAUACCCCCUCCCAAACCUCCCAUCAAGGCAAAAGAUGUUCCUGUCCCCGUCGUUCGCGCUUAUGCGAAUAGGGGCGAAAAGGUCGAUGAUGACGACGGCCAUUAUGUUGUCAACCCAAACACUCCAUUGACAGAUCGAUACUCAAUUAUCAAGCUUUUAGGGCAAGGAACGUUCGGCAAAGUUGUCGAAGCUUUCGACAAACAACGCAAAUCUCGCUGUGCUAUCAAAAUCAUCCGCUCCAUUCAAAAGUACCGAGACGCAUCACGAAUCGAACUGCGGGUGCUGUCAACUCUAGCGUCUAAUGACAAGAACAACCGAAACAAGUGCAUCCACCUGAGAGAUUGCUUCGACUACCGAAACCAUAUAUGCAUUGUCACAGAUCUGCUGGGUCAAAGUGUCUUUGAUUUCCUCAAGGGCAACGGGUUCGUCCCGUUUCCCAGCAGCCAAAUCCAGAACUUUGCUCGACAACUCUUCACCAGUGUGGCUUUCCUCCACGACCUCAACCUCAUCCAUACAGACUUGAAGCCCGAAAACAUCCUUCUCGUCAAAAAUGCCUAUCAAACCUUUACCUACAACCGCACCAUCCCAUCGUCCUCUAGUGCGAUUUCUCGGAAUGCCCGCCAAAGGCGUGUUUUGCUUGAUAGCGAAAUCCGCCUGAUUGAUUUUGGGUCUGCAACUUUUGACGACGAAUACCAUUCGUCUGUCGUUUCCACCAGACACUACAGAGCACCCGAAAUCAUUCUUAACCUUGGCUGGAGUUUCCCUUGUGAUAUCUGGAGCAUUGGCUGCAUUCUUGUCGAAUUCUUCACUGGCGAUGCUCUCUUCCAGACCCAUGAUAACCUUGAACAUCUCGCCAUGAUGGAGGCUGUCAUUGGAGACCGGAUAGAUCCGAAGCUAGUGCGUCAAGUGAUGCAGAACGGUCGAACUGGCAAUCAAAACCCAGCAGUCAAAUUUUUCCUCCGCAACAAACUUGAUUACCCGAACGACGAAACAACACGCGCUUCGAAAAAGUACGUGCAGGCAAUGAAGCGGAUCACGUCAUUCAUGCCGUCGAACAACAAGUUCUACCGGUCGUUUCUGGACCUAUUGCGGCGAAUCUUCGUCUACGACCCGAAACAGCGUAUCACGGCGAAAGAUGCCCUUAAGCACGAAUGGUUCAAGGAGUCUAUCACCGAUGACGGGACUGAAGCUCUGCGGAUUGGGCAGCAAUUGCAGCGCAGCAACGGCCAGCAACGCUAA